AUAUUGAAGUUUGGAUUUAAAGGGGUCAGAUCAUGAGGAAUCCAGUUUUCCUUCAUGAGUCUACUACCAUCAUGUCAACUCAAUGUAACUGUUACAACGCAAAACAUCCUCCCUGGUCCAAAAAGACCAUCAUAACAUCUCACAACUUCUGACGUCACUGAACAACAGACAAACUAACAAAAUGAGUUUGUGCUGCAACCGAAAGUGAGACGAUGAUAAAUAAUCCUGGAAUAAAAACAAAACAAAAAAACAAACAAAAAAAAAACAUAGUGGACAUGUAUAAGACCCCUUUAAAUUUUCAGCUGCUUAUGCAAGGACAUAUGGCUGUUAGACGAAAAGAAAAACAACCAUUGAGAGAGCAGUUUCCUGAAAAUCACAGUCUUGAGAGAGUGAAAUGACCCUUGGGAACCUGAGAAUCCUUUAUGUCCAGGCCUCGGCUCAUUACUUGUGGUUUUCAGGAAGAGGCAGGUAAGAAGGUGACUGUAGUUCACUGUGGUUGUUGUCCUAAACUGAGGAUUUCUCUUCUCCUUGUAGCAAUGCCAUGGGACUGGCUGAGGCAGAGUCUCAGUGUUGCUCUGCACAGGCUGAGGCAAGUCUCACAUUUUCUCUCUUUCCUCUCUGUGUUCAGGGGGUCUCACAGCCGUUUGGCUGUUGGAUACAAAUGUCCCCAAACUUGGAGCAAGUUUGGCGAUGGCCCCCGGGUUUAUUAAUAUCAGGGGAGUUCUCUUAACUAACUCCUGUUUUUAGCUAACAUGUUAAAAAUAGAUACACAUGCUUCAAAAGUUUGAGGUCAGUAAGGUUUGUAAUGUUGCACUGAAUUGAUCAAAAGUGACCGUAAAUCAAGUUGUUACAAGAUUUCUGUAUCAAAUAAAUGCUCUUUUUUUUUUUUUUUUUCACCUGUUCAAGGAAUCUUGGAAAAAAAAACUGUUACCGUUUUCACACAGUUAUUAAGCAGCAUUACGGUUUUCAAUAUUCAUAAUAGUAAUUGAGCAUCAAAUCAGAGUAUUAGAAUGAUUUCUGCUUGUGUGACAGUUAAGACUGUGGAGUAGUGAUGCUAAAGAUUCAGCUUUGCCUCACAGGAAUAAAUGACAUUUUAACGUGUUCAUAUAGAAAAGUUGUUUUAAAUUGAUAAUGAAAAUGAUAUUUGACAGUAUUGCUGUUAUUACUGUAUUAGGAAGUAAAUACAGUCUUAGUGAGAGUAUGAGACGACUUUCAGUAUGAUUAAAGAAAAUCUUACCAGCCUCAAUCUUUUGAACAGAAGUGUUUAUUAAAGUGAUCUGAUGAGUUGUUUUCAACCACAUUUAUGGCAUGCUGUUGAUUAGCACAGACUCUGAUUCUGACUCCUCUCUCAGUUUGUAAGAGACACAGGGGAAAUGCACAUGCAGUAAUUACAAUGAAAGCAGUUAUGCAAAUUAGAAAAUGACCUUGCUCAUAAACAUGUGCUAUAACACGUGUGUAUGUGUGUGUAUAUAUAUUUAUUUGUGUGCUAACAGCUGUAUUUGUGCAGUUACACCGAGCUGAGGUUUUAAACUCUCCCACAAGAAUCACAUUCAAAUAGUCAUAUUUAUUUACAAACUGAAAGAUGAGGUGAAAUUGUUUAGUGUGCUUCAGAUUCUUUCCGUGCGCAUUGUUGGAAAUCCAGAGUAUUAUAUGUAUUAAGAUAUUUAUACGUGUGUGUAUAUAAUGUGCUUUUGAUACAUUAUAAAAGCUUCAUAAGAAGAAAUGAUGCAGUAGCACUGGGGAGCAAUGUGUGAUUUUGUUUAAUGCGCUCUUCGACUGGUGUUGGAGAAGGUUUGCAUGUUUAUUGACAUUAAUGGUGUAUUUGAUGGAUUUCUGUCCACAGUUUGGCAUGGAUAUCAAUCCAUUGAACUGCUCCAAGGUUUAAUUUAGCAUCUAGCUGACCGUAUGAAUCGGAUGGUUUGUGUUUGGUAAAGUACUUUCUGUGAAUCGUUUGUGGUUCUGUUUCUUUAAUCUGCCCAACUGCUGCUAUUCAUUCACUCUUGAUUUUAAAUGAAAAUGUAAUCCAGGACCCCAUUUACAGGUGAGACUGAGCAAGUAUAAUUAUUCUGGAUUUGUAAAUCUGUAUUUACCUGCUGUUGCUGGGUAGAGAUGGGAGGCAUUAGUUCUUUCCCUGGGGCCCGUUUCACUAAGGAGGUUCAACCAGUUUAAACUUGAACUCGGAGUUGACUUACCCUGAGAUGGGAAACUUGAGUUUUUGGUUACAGAAAAGCUGAAAUGAGUUGGUUUAAUCAACUCUACAUUGACUGACUCUGAGUUAAGCGCGUGCACCACAACUAUAAAAAGCCAUUAUCAAUGGAGCGCUGAUAUUACGAUUCACCAUGGCAACAGCUCCCGCCAAAAAGCCGUCUGCAUACUCCAGGCUCCAUACAAAUGUAAUUUAUAAAAAAUGUAUGUUAUAAUAUCACAGGUAAAAACUGGCAGAACGUUAGAUUAAUUAACUAAUAGCUAAUCAUUUGAUGGUAUCUCAUGAGCAAUAAAUAAAUAUAAUAAUAUUAAUACUAAUAUUUAAGUGCAUUUUACACUUAGUGGAAUUAACAUACUUUCUCAGCAAUAUAUCCUAUUUACAGUAGGCUAAGUGCAAGUAGCUCCAGAUGCUAUUUACAGAAAAAAAUGUGCAGUGAAAAUUGUGAUAUAUUCUAUUUAGCAUGUACAAGUAGCCUGUUCUUUGCAACAGGCUAAGUGUAAAUAAUAAUUAGAUGCUAGUUAUAUUUUAUACUGGCAGAUACAUGCUAGGCCCAUUUGCACCUCACCGUUGUUAUACAUUAACAAGAUGCAAUAAUAACAGAUUGUAAAUGUUUAUAUUUAUUACAAUUAUUAAUAGUUGCAUAAUUAUUAAACACUUGUUAGGCACUUACACUUUUACAACAUUUUGUUCAUUUUUAUUGAAAAUAAAUUCUAAUUGACGUGAUGGAAAAAGUGAGAAGAACGAGGUCGGCAAAAGCCGGAUUCUGACCCAAACAAUCGCGUUACAAGCUAGUUUUCCAUGCCCAAAACAUUACUGCCUACACCACUGAAGCCAUUAUUCACAUGUGUCGUAUUUAACCUUAUGUGACGAUAGAGGGCGGAGCUACAGUAGAUUUCCACUUAGUAAUAGACACUUCGAAUAAUCUUGUUUUCCAUUGGCAUUAAGAUUAUUUUUAUUACCACACUGAAAAAAAAAAAACUUAGUAAGAAGAUAAUUUUUCCAGCGUGCAUCAAUGAAGUUUUUAAAAAGAGGGAGGAGACCGAAAGAAAAUCUGGGUUUAUGGAAGAAAACCUGCUUCUGACCAGGAUCAUAGAGUAAGUUACUAUGGUAACUGACUCUGAGUAUAAGUUAGCUCUCUUUCAGAAACGGGGUUAACUUACCCUGCUUUCUCGGGUUUGAAAAACAUCCCAUUCUGAAACAGAAAACCUAGAGUUUCCCUCCAUUUCAGGGUUAACAUACUCUGAAUUUUCACUUAACCUCCUUUGUGAAACAGGCCCCUGGUAAGUUAUGGCCUGUAUGUGAAUCAGUAGUCCCUGUUCUCUUUGAGUUGGUUCAGAGUUUGAAGUGGUGUUUUUUUUUUUUUCAUUGCAGUAUAGUGCAGCACUAAGUUACCUUUUCUUUUUGUCCUGUUAAAAAAAAAUAAUAAAAGCGGAGAUAAAUCCAAAUGACCCGUGUAUUCUUUGUAUAUUUGAUCAUAAAUCACACACACACAAAUUCAGAAACAUUUAUGCUGAACGUCAUUAUCUUCUUUAAAUUCAACCAGAUAUAUGCAAUGAGAAUUAAGCCUGGAGACUGAACAUGUCACUCAAGUACAUUCUAUGACUGAUCCCUGAACCAAGCAGUAGUAGAUUUGGAUGUGUACUCUGGGAUGACUAUCCUGCAGGAAAGUCCAUUGAUCAUCAGCUUCAGUCUUUGCACCAAAUGCAUCACAAUUCUUGUCAAAAUGGCCUGAUACAGAAUCCAUGAUGUCCUUCAUAGUCAUGAUUUCCACUUCCCUCUACAGUAUUCUGCAAGAUGUCUCAACAUGAAGGCCAUGUUUGUCUAGUGUUCUUCUUACACACUCCAUUGAAAUGGUUUUCCCCCUUUCAUCGGGUCAUCUUGCAAGUCUUUGGCUGUACAUUGCCGGUUUUUCUCAGUUGCCCUGAUUAAACAUUUUAUGAUAUUGUGCUUUUUCUUCAACACCCUCAAAGGUUUUCUGGUAAAACACACUUUAAGCUAAGAAAUAAGACUGAGAGCUGUGUCUCUAGGAACUUUCAAUGUCUUGGAAAUCUUCAUAUAGCCUUAGCCUUUCUAAAGUAAUACAUUUAUUCUCUUUAGCUUUUGUGAGACCUCUGUUGACAUUUGCCACUUAACUUCAACACAUGCAUGCGCUAACUGUAUGUAUGUGUAACAGCUCAAGCUAAUUCUGUUUUUAAUAGUUUAAGAGCUUAAUUGUGUUUUGAGUCUUUUUUUUAUUCCCCACCAUGCAAAUAAAUGAUUUAAAAACAGCAAUGUUGAAUAGGGUUUGAAUAAUUAUGACAUAGCAGUAUUAUUAAAAAAUCGUAUAACUCAAUAUUACAUUAUUGACAAUAUCACUUUUAAUAUGCCAGUGAACUGUUAUAGAUGCAAUUUUUAUUUUAUCCUGGAUCCUCAGAAAAGCUUGUAUUUGUAAAGUACUACAGUCUCUGAGGGGUUGAAUAAUUUUGAUUGCAACUUUAUAUAUAUAUAGAGAGAGAGAGAGAGAGACUUUCUUUUUUAUUACUAAGCGCUAGACACCAAAACGGACAUGUCUGCUGAACUUCCUGUGGAUUGGGUGGAGGUCUGUGUGGAGAUGAAAAGCCUGAUGGGGGAAAGUGCAGCACAAGCAACGAUUUAAGGGCUAUAAAGUGAAUACGGUUUGAGGGUUAAGGAGAGAUGUGGCCUUGUCUUGGCUAUUUAAAAAUAAGCGCACCAUGAGAGCCUGCUUAUUCCUCUGGGUUUUUUUGGAGCAGACUUUAGCCUCUGAAGCUUUUCAUUACGCCCGGAGGCUGGAGGGUGAACCGCUGGACAUGGAAGCCAGUGGACCUCUGAGGCGAAGGAUCGCUCCUUCAGAAAGUGUGCUCAACUACUCUGAAGAUGAAGAAAUCGUGAGAGCAGAGACUGAGGGACGAAUCAAUAUCCCCGGACAGCUGAAUUUACGCACAGUUACACUGACUCUUUCACAUUUAAGAACCACAGACACGGGGCUUUAUGUCUGCGAUUUCUCAGGAGAUCCAUCAAAUCCGCUCUCGGGGAACACAACUCUCUUUGUGCUGGUGAAAGCCGCAGGUGAGUUGUGCUCCUGUAGGAGGUAUUCUCUGCUCAUCUAUUCCAUCACCGUAGGAGUGAGUCUGCUCCUACUCUCGGCCAUCGCUCUCUUUGUGACACAUUAUAAAAAGCCAUAUGCUGAGCUAGAGAGUCACACCACAGCUCCAAUUUAUGAAGACAUGUCAAGUGUGAAAGGGAAAAGAAGCAGAGCAAACAGUCACUGGAUCUGUCCACCAGCCCCAGAAACAUCAGCCAUGCUGGUGGACCUCUACAGAUCCCCCAAACGGACAAAUGUGGAACAUCAUCAGGAAAAAGAACCAUAAAAAUUAACUUAACUGUGAAAUAUGUUACUGAAAUAUAUACAUUUCCAGGGACAUGCUAAAAUCUAUAACAUAUAUGUUACCAUUUGACCUUCCUUAAGGAUAAAUGGCAAUUAUAUUAAAAAAAUAAAUGUUAUGUUGCCUCAGUUAAUAAAUGUCAUAAUAACUAACAUAAUUGCUAUAAUUAUAACAAUAAAUAGAUGUUGUUCUUCCUUAAAA
Carassius gibelio (silver crucian carp) is the source of this 5790-nucleotide messenger RNA. RefSeq lists its product as uncharacterized. Gene Ontology annotation, biological process: adaptive immune response. NCBI's taxonomy places the organism in Eukaryota, Metazoa, Chordata, Actinopteri, Cypriniformes, Cyprinidae. The coding region runs from base 4918 to 5574 and encodes 218 amino acids. The transcript is spliced from 4 exons. The record is from RefSeq and is a predicted model, not a curated record. Gene Ontology annotation, molecular function: signaling receptor activity. Gene Ontology annotation, cellular component: membrane.